AUGUGCUCUCUCAGCGCAGCCAAUGCCAAGUUCUGUCUUGACUUUUUCAGAGAACUGAGCAAAAUAAAAAGAAAUGAAAACAUCUUUUUCUCCCCACUAAGUCUCUCAGCUGCCUUUGGGAUGGUUGUCCUUGGAGCUAGGGGCAGCACACUGAAACAGAUUGAGAAGGUAUUUCAUUUCAGUGACGUUUUGAGCAGUACAAGCCAGGGAAACAGAUACCCUUCCGAGAAGUGUGAAGAAGCUGGAGCUGGAGGAUUCCAUUCCCAGUUCCAGGCUCUGUUAGCUGCAGUCAGUGAACCCAGACCAGGCUGCUCUCUCACCAUUGCCAACAGGCUCUUUGGAGAAAUUACUUAUCCAUUCUUCCAGCAAUACUUGGAUUCCACAAAGAAGUUCUAUCGAGCAGAACUGGAACCAGUCAAUUUUAAAUACACUGAAGAAGAAGCCAGAGAGAAGAUUAACUUCUGGGUGGAAAAUGAGACAAAAGGUAAAAUCAAAGACCUAUUUGCUGCUGGGUUUAUUGAUCCCUCCACUGUACUUGUCCUGGUCAAUGCUAUAUAUUUUAAAGGAAAGUGGGCAGGAGAAUUUAAGAAAGAAGACACUAAGGAAGCAUAUUUCCAACUGAACAAGAAUGAGAAAAGGACAGUGCAGAUGAUGUUUCGAGAAGGUUAUUUUAACAUGGCCAUCAUAGAAGAACUGAAAAUGAAAGUGAUAGAGCUCCCAUACUUUAAGAAUGAACUGAGCAUGUUCAUUCUGCUUCCUGAAGUUGUCUGUGAGGACUUUACUGUUCUAGAACAGCUUGAAAGCACUCUCACAUCUGAAAAACUAGCAGGAUGGACCAGCUCGGCUAGGAUGCAACAGCUGAGAGUGAAGGUGUAUCUGCCCCAGUUCAAGAUGGAGGAAAGUUACAUUCUCAACAAAACUCUCCAGAAGAUGGGAGUGAUGAAUGUUUUUGACUGGGGAAAAGCUGAUUUGUCAGGAAUCUCUACAAAAGAUGGUUUAGUUGUGUCCAAGGCCGUCCAGAAGUCAUUUGUGGAAGUCAACGAAGAGGGCACUGAAGCAGUUGGUGCCAUGGGACUUGUUGCAGUGCCUCUGUGUCGCCCAAUUUCUUAUGAGUUCAAAGCUGACCAUCCAUUUCUCUUCUUCAUCAGACACAACCCAACCAACACCAUUCUCUUCUUUGGAAGAUAUUCUUCCCCUUAA
Messenger RNA from Gavia stellata (red-throated loon), 1200 nucleotides. RefSeq names its product leukocyte elastase inhibitor A. The record is from RefSeq and is a predicted model, not a curated record. Gene Ontology annotation, biological process: negative regulation of endopeptidase activity. Gene Ontology annotation, molecular function: serine-type endopeptidase inhibitor activity. The coding region runs from base 1 to 1200 and encodes 399 amino acids. Lineage: Eukaryota; Metazoa; Chordata; Aves; Gaviiformes; Gaviidae. The transcript is spliced from 7 exons.